Molecule: messenger RNA, 1808 nt
Organism: Trichoderma reesei QM6a
Lineage: Eukaryota; Fungi; Ascomycota; Sordariomycetes; Hypocreales; Hypocreaceae
Gene: chi18-5
Exons: 4
Coding region: 393-1667 (424 amino acids)
Biological process (GO): chitin catabolic process; carbohydrate metabolic process
Cellular component (GO): extracellular region
Molecular function (GO): chitinase activity; chitin binding
Source: RefSeq, a predicted model, not a curated record
UCGAGCCUGAAGAAUCUGACGCUUGACAGCCGCUGGAGAUUCGAGCACGGGACAAGGGUGGCAUGCCUCGACAGUCACGGGCUUGACGAGUUUCCAAGGCAUAACGUUGCCACUGAUUCUCCCAGUAAUGCUAUCAGCAAAGCAUGGGUUACAUGUCGUUGCCAAGAGGGUGCAGGGAAAGUCAAGCGGAAGUGAGCCUCAUGCUUGAUAGAGCAACUCAACUUCAAGUCCACCCCCAUGGAUAGAAGUAUAAGUAUGUCCUGGCUUCCGUUCGAUGCUCCAGACGAAAAGCUCAUCCAUCAAGUGGCACGAGUAAAAGACUCAAAGAGCAACACCAUCCAUCACCUUUGCAUACAGUUUCUUGAUUUUCGCGGCAUCCCAAGUGUUUCGCCAUGUUGAACUUCUUCGGCAAGUCCGUGGCCCUGCUGGCUGCGCUGCAGGCCACCCUUACCUCUGCGAGCCCCCUCGCCACAAAGGAACACUCUGUUGAGAAGAGAGCCAGUGGAUUUGCGAAUGCGGUCUACUUCACAAACUGGGGCAUCUACGGACGCAACUUCCAGCCUGCGGAUCUGGUCGCGUCGGACAUCACUCAUGUCAUCUACUCCUUCAUGAACCUCCAAUCAGACGGCACUGUUGUCGCCAGUGAUACUUACGCUGAUGUCGAGAAGCACUAUGCGGAUGAUUCCUGGAACGAUGUCGGCACCAACUUGUACGGCUGUGCCAAGCAACUGUUCAAGUUGAAGAAGGCCAACCGAAACCUGAAGGUUAUGCUUUCCAUCGGCGGCUGGACCUAUUCUACCAACUUCGCCUCUGCAGCGAGCACGGAUGCGAACCGAAAGAGAUUCGCCUCAACUGCCAUUACGUACAUGAAGGACUGGGGCUUCGACGGUAUCGACAUCGACUGGGAGUACCCUGCCGACAGCACCCAGGCCUCCAACAUGAUUCUUCUGUUGAAGGAGGUCCGAUCUCAGCUUGACGCCUACGCCGCACAGCACGCCCCUGGCUACCACUUCCUUCUCUCCAUUGCUGCGCCGGCCGGCGAAGUCAACUACUCCCUCCUGCGCAUGGCCGAUCUCGGCCAAGUCCUCGACUAUGUUAACCUCAUGGCCUACGACUAUGCCGGAUCUUGGAGCAACGCCUCCGGACACGACGCCAACCUGUAUCACAACCCGCAGAACCCCAACGCGACACCCUUCAACACUGAUGAUGCUGUGAAGGCCUACAUCAACGGAGGUGUUCCCGCAAGCAAGAUUGUCCUUGGUAUGCCCAUCUACGGCCGAUCCUUUGAGUCCACCUCUGGCAUUGGCCAGCCUUUCACCGGAAUCGGGUCUGGAAGCUGGGAGAACGGUGUCUGGGACUACAAGGCCCUGCCCAAGGCCGGCGCGACCGUCCAGUACGAUGACGUCGCCAAGGCUUCCUACAGCUAUGACCCGAGCACGAAGGAGCUCAUCUCUUUCGACACCCCCGACGUGGUCAACACCAAGGUGUCUUACCUCAAGUCCCUUGGCCUGGGCGGCAGCAUGUUCUGGGAGGCCUCGGCCGACAAGAAGGGCGCCGACUCGCUGAUUGGAACAAGCCACAAGGCUCUGGGAGCCCUGGACUCGACUCAGAACCUGUUGAGCUACCCCGACUCCAAGUACGACAACCUCAAGAACGGCCUCAUCUAAAUGGCCUCGUAUUCGGCAUCUGUGACGGGCGCGGGAGAUGUUGCAGGAGGGCAACUUUGUUUGAAGCAAUUUAUCAUCGUAGAUAGUUCCACAUAUACCACUGUACAUAGGCACACACGUAUAUACAGGCAGUUAGCGAGA